GAGGAGAAGGAGGAGCCGGACCUCGCCGGGGAGGACGGGACUACAACGCCCGGCGUCCUCCGGCUCGGGGAGGGCUCGCUUGUCCUUCGAUCGCCGGGCUUGAGGCUGAAUUUGGGGAAGUGCGCGAGGGGCUGACUCCGGAGGCGAGCGGCUUGGCUGGUGCGCGGGCGAGCGCCCGCUUCUGCGCUUUUGGAGAGGUGGGCGCUGGGGUCAUAUUUUUUGUUGUUGUGUCUCUCUCCUCACCUUUCUCAACGAGGGAUCGUGCGUAAAGAGGGGCGCGAGAGGUAGGUAGGUGCCCGGCGUCGGGGUGGGCAGUAGCAUGGCGCAGGAAAUCUCCCAGCCAGGAGGUGCCCCCCGCCUUCUCCAAGGCACGACCGGGCUGCAGCCGGCUGUGGCUUGCAUAGCCUCGGGCUGCGUGCGCGCCUUGGAGAGGUGGCACAUAAAGAGCUUGCGGCUGUUGCGUCCGCGCCCCAGCGUGGAUUUAUCCGGUGUGACCGCUAGGCUGGAAGGUCCCCCCCACCUUUUUUCCUCGGCCUUUUCCGCUCGGUGAGGACACCCUGUAAUCCCCCAUGACGUGGCCAGUAAUCGCCCUGCCGCCGCCUGCUGCUCGCCGGCUGGCUGGCGCGGCGCUGGGUUGCCAGGUGGCGGGGCUGCUCCGGUGUCUUCUGAGCUGCUGUUUGCAAGGAGCUUUCCCCAUCACUCUCCUUGCCCGGGCCUGGAAAAAAGAACCUGUAGCUGCACAGGAGCCCCUGGAGAACGAGGCAGGCCGAGGCCGGUUUCCGAUUUCCACUUGCUUAUCUGCCUACACGGUUUCCACAGACGGGUAGCAACGAAAAGAACAAAGGGCAAUGCGGCACCUUUCCGUUUAUUACGGCGUGAACUUUCAUAGACUGCUGGGGUCCCUUCUGCACAAGGAUGCACGAGCUGCUUGAGAGGGGAUCUUAAGCUUUUGUGCCGCUGCACCCCAGAAUAAGUUUUGGGCUAUAUCACACCAUGCAUCCUGUGGCUGGGAGACUCCUCAUUGCAUGAUCCCUAACUCGUGGCACACACUUUGAACAAUGCACCUCCAUGCUGCACUUCGGAAUAAGGGUCUGGAUAUUUUUUUUACUCCCAAGUAAACAGGGCACCCCGCAUGAUGCACCCACAUCAACACUGGGAGACCAUCCCCUACAGUGCUCUAGCUAGCAUUUCUUUGGGGGGACAAGUCACUCUUCAACAUGCUACCCAUGCCAGUAGUUACCAGUAUUAAUAAAGUGUGGGUGUGUGUCCAAAAUAAGCAUUGAUAUAUCUGUACCACCAGGAGCCUACAAAGUGCCACAGUCCAGGCCACUUUUUGUGGGCAUGUUUUGCAAGGACAGUCUUCCGAGUCUCUGUUGACCAUUUUAUUGGAGAACUCAUGUUUUGCUUUAAAUUGCUAAGCAAGUUGCAAAAUUUCUAAAAGUUUCAAUUUCCUUCAGACAAGCCCCAAUUGCUUACCCGGGUCUCUCCCUCCUUUUAACAAUCUUAUGUAUUUCGUGUUCUGUAGCUUUCUACUGACGGUCAAUGGGCUGUAAAUAAGGCCUAUAUUCAUUCAAAUUAUAAAGAAUGUGAAUCUUAGGUUGUGUACUCCUACAUCCAAGCUUUGAAUCGCCACAGAUGGCAUAUCCACAGCAGUUGAUGUCCGUGUAAUUAAGGAAUUGUGAGUUAGCAAUCCUGAAUAUAAUUUGGGCUGUCUCAAGGGACAUCGAGAUGCCUCCACAUUUUCUCCAGGCCAAGGCUUUGUUUUGUACAAGUAGCUCUAAGGCAUGAUGACACAAAGCCUUUUUCUUCUUCUUUGCAAUACAUACACCAACAGAUAUGCACCUGGGAAGGGCAGGGAGGGUUUUGUAACCCAAAUGCAGUCUUGGACCACCCCUCAUCAUACACUUCUUUUUGCUGAGUACUGUUUCUCCCCUGAGCACUCAUGCCUUAGCAUCUUGUUUUUGCCCAGAUCUCAUAGAUUCGAAUAAUAGAACUGCAGGGUUGGAAGGAACCCCGUGGGUCAUCUAGUCCAAUCCCCUGCAGUGCAGGAAUCGCUGCUAAAGAAUCCCUGGCAGAUGGCCAUCCAAUCUCUGUUUAAAGAGCCAGUGUGGUGUAAUGGUUAAGAGCGGUGGACUCGUAAUCUGGUGAACCAGGUUCGCUUCCCCUCCCCUCCACAUGCAGCUGCUGGGUGACCUUGGGCUAGUCACACUUCUCUGAAGUCUCUCAGCCUCACUCACCUCACAGAGUGUUUUUUUGUGGGGGAGGAAGGAUAAGGAGAUUGUUAGCUGCUUUGAGACUCCUUAGGGUGGUGAUAAAGCGGGAUAUCAGAGCCAAACUCUUCUUCUCUUUAAAAAGCUCUCAACGAAGGAGAGUGCAGCACCUUCCCAGGGAGAUUAUUCCACUGUCAAACAGCUCUUACCCUCUUAUUCUAUAUGAUUCUUGCAAUUUGAAUCCAUUGGUUUGGGUCUAUGGAGCAGCAGAAAACUAAGCUUGUUCCACCUUCUAUGUGACAGCCCUUCAGAUAUUUGAAGAUGGCUAUCAUACAGCUCUCAGUCUUCUCUAGGCUAAACAAUACCCAGCUCCCUCAACUGUUCCUCAUAAAGCUUGACCAGUGGUUAGGUGUGAUGUGAAUUGUAGUCCAGCAGGUAUCUGGAGGACAAUCACAUCAGUAGGUCCUGUGGAAAAGACCCCGUGGUACCCAGCUAGAUUGGAGAAGACCACACAGGCUCCUCCCACCCAGCGAGCCUCACCUGUUGAACCAGGCUGUGUGAAAAGAGACUGGUCCUGGUCCUUGUUGUGGCAGCUUUAUUUCCAAACCCUCUUCUGUAAUGCUGAAGGAUGAAGCAGGGGAAUGUGUCUUGAGUGGAACAGCACACCAUAUGCUGCAUGUCACGGGUACAGGCAGCUAAAGCGCACUGGAGAUAUUUCCGAUGACCACUGACCCGCUCUGCAAUGGAAAACUAGCUCAGACCCAUCUCAGGUUAGUCUGAAGCUCCAUGUGGGAGCUUGAACAAGUCACAGCAGCAUUUUAGGCCUUGGAACUCUGACUCAGCAUGUAAAGUAUAUAAUAGCCCCCUGUUUUCUUAUUUAAGGGGUACUGUUUAAAUACAGCAUUAAUAAUCCCAGCUGAAAAUGUGCUCUACGAGGAUAGAGAGAGUGGUGGAAAAAUGGACUGGGUAAGGGUGAUGAAGGAGCAGCCAGACUGGGUGAGAUGCAGGCUCCAGGGACGACCCAAAGCUGAGUUUGGUCUGGUUCCGCACUUGUCUUUUAUGCUGUACGGAAUAUAGGCAGGGUCGUUUUACUAAGAGCAAUGCACACCGUUUGUAAAUGGAUUAUAGAGCUCUCUGAAGUAAUGUUAGAGUAAUAAUCUGAUUUCCACUUUGAAGAAGGAGAGAAGAGGCUCACAAGCAGAGGAGGAAUCUAUUGGUUAUGUUAAAAGGGUAAAAUGGGAAGAAAGGUGAUGUUCUCUGGCUUCUACACCCUCAGUCCACCAGCGGUGGAAAGUGUGUCUCUGGGGGUGUCAAAAGUUACCAGUCUCUCUCCCUGGUUCUGCCCAGGCUGCUCUGUUGGCAAAUCAGACAGAGCAAGGGUUAUGACUACUGGCCACCCAUCCCCAGUUUGGCGCAGAAAGUGGUACCUAGUGACAGUAGACUCAGAACUGUUUGCGGUAAACAGCUCCAGCAUUAUUUAGGAUAACUUGGAAGUCAUACUUUAUUCAGUGGGGCUUCCUUUCAGGAAAACGUGCAGCGUACAUAUUUAAAGCACCUUGUUUGCGGGGCCUCUUUUUCUGUGUGGAUCCCUGCUUGUGGAACACUCUCCCCUGGAAGGCUCACCUGGUGCCUUCAUCACAUAUCUUUAUGUGCCAGCAAAAGCGAUGUUCUUCUCCCAGGCCUUUGGCUAAUUAAACAAUCUAUGGACUUUUAAAUUGGGGGGCAGGGGUUAUUGUUUCCGUUUGUUGUGAUGCUAUGCAUUUUUGUGUUUUUAAUGUUGUAAACCGCCUCGUGAUCUUGAGGUGAGGGGCUGUGUAUAAAUUUAAUAAAUAAUAAGUAAUUCAGAUACCAAACUGCAAUAUAUUUUGCACCCCUUUCUGCUCCAUAAAAUGGGUGUGGGGAGGGAGUCAGUGUUUGAAGCCUUAAAAGAUUACAGUGGUACCUCUGGUUGCCAACGGGAUCCCUUCUGAAGACCCGUUCACAACAUGAAAGAAACACAACCCACAGCGGCACAUCUGCGCACGCGUGGGUUGCAAUUUGCCACUUCUGUGCAUGCGCGUGACAUCAUUUUGUGCCUCUGCGCAUGCGCGAGUGGCGAAACCCUUUCCGGUACUUCCGGGUCGCCGCAGGACGUAACCUGAAAGAAUGUAACAUGAAGCGGACGUAACAUGAGGUAUGACUGUAUUGUGCCCUAAAUGUAUGUACCAAUUUUCAUUGUGAUAUCUGUUACACAGGGUUCUGUGGCUUUGCAAGGCGUCUUGAAAACAAGUUUAGGGAGGUUAGGGGAGAGAAAACGCUGCCUCUCUUACUCAAAUAUCUCCCUGUCAAAUCCUGGAUAGUAUAUAAUCCAGCAACAGCUGAAGGGCACCGUGUUGGCUUCCCCUGUUUUAGGGGGAAUCACCUUGAGCCAGUCCUUGACACCAGAAACAUAAAAGUUACUCUGUCGUCUUUUCACCUAGUCACAAGUGUUGUGAUUUCCUCUCUAUCCCGUGGUCCAAUAUUUGGUGGUGUAGGUAAGACUGUGGCUGGCACGUCAUCAGACCUGUAUUGCUUCCAGCCCAGCCCACAAUAAUACUUAGCACGGACCUGUUUUUUAAGUGUUCAGAGCACUUAAAACAUUCCUAGCAGAGAUGGCAUUUGAGUUGCAACAGCUUGACCGCCACUGAGCUUCCAGAAACGGUCAGAGUGAAGAGAUCCAAUCCUAGCAUCCUUUGAACCGUAUACCAUGGUUCUCCCCGCACUUCCUCAGGAUUUCCUCUGAUUUUCUCCUCUCCCUUCCGCAGGCAGUAAGAUGGCCGUUCGAAAUGUACUCGUGACAGGCUGCUCUUCCGGCAUUGGCCUCGCCCUGGCAGUGCGUCUGGCCAGAGACGAGCUGAAGCGAUUCCGAGGUGAGGAGCUGCCUGGAUCCAGGGACCAGUUGAUAGGGAGCAGGGAGGGAACAGUGCAGCUCCUUGGAAGAAUCAGAGCAAUGGAUCCCAUUCUUCAUUCCUGAGCCUACUGCUGCAUUCAGUCCCUGCCAGGCUUUGCACCCAGAGGUGCUUUUCAGGUUCUACACUGAGGUGUGGAUGUCUCAGAGGCAACUGCAGUUUAAACAUGCAAAACAUUGGCACUGGUGUAAGAGUAUAUAAAGCGGGUGGGUUAAAAAGCCAUUUCCCUGUCAAGUCCUAGGCUUGUUUUCUUCCUGACAAGUUACCGUAUUUUUCGCUCUAUAGGACGCACCUGAGCAAAGGACGCAACUAGUUUUUAGAGGAGGAAAACAAGUAAAAAAUAUUCUGAAUCAAAUCAGUGUCAGGGCUGAAGGGGGAAGCCCGGGGUUUCCCCAUAAAGCCCCGGCAUCCCCAAGCUAGAACAGCGAGAUGCUGCGCAGCGCUCCGUGUCUCUGUUCUGGCUUUGGGGACAGCCUUUCAAGCCUCCGCAGGGCAGCGGGGUGCCUUCACCCCGCUGCCUUGCGGAGGCUUUGCACAGCUAACCCCAAAGCCUUUGGAGCGCAGCGCGAGGUCCCGCUGCGCUCCAAAGGCUUCAGGCGGCUAUCCCUGAAGCCGGAGAGCGAGAGGGGUCGGUGCACACCGACCCCUCUCUCUCUCCAGGCUUCAACAAAAGCAACGCGUAACCUCCGGAGCGCGGAGGGAGCGCUCCCUCUGCGCUUUGGAGGCUUCGCGUUGCUUUCGCUGAAGCCAAGGAGCCUGCAUUCGCUCCAUAGGAUGCACAAACAUUUACCCUUCAUUUUUGGAGGGGGGAAAAGUGUGUCCUAUAGAGCGAAAAAUGCGGUAGUUUUCCUAUAUGCAGUGAGGAAAACUCACGUGUGCAGGUCUCUGGCUUCUGCCCCUUCCACGUUUGUGGAGACAUUAGGCAUUCAGUUUUGCACCUGCAGCCUGAAGUGGAACAUGGCCUUGGAUGCUAUAGUUAUUGUUUGGUAUUCUGAACACCUUUGAGCGUUGUUAGAUUGCCUUCCCUAACAGAGGAGUAUCUUGGAGUACUAACUCUAGUUGGUGCAUGCCCCCUGCCAAACCCCACAGCCUUGAGUAUUUCUGAAAGAACUCACCCCUCACCCUCAAUAUCCCAGUGGUGUCAUGUAACUCUUUCCCCUCUCUCCCUAGUUAUUGCCACCAUGAGGAAUUUGGAGAAGAGUCAAGAACUGGUGAAGCAUGCAGGGCCUGUGCUGGAGAAGACUCUGGAAAUCAAGGAGAUGGAUGUGACCAGCGAGGAAUCGAUCCGACGCUGUGUGGACAGCAUCCCCCAUCACAGGGUGGAUGUGCUUGGUAGGAAAACUGUUCCCCUGCAGCCUCAGUAUUGGUUUUGAGGACUUUUUGAAGAAGGAAUUCAACCCUUAGAGGCGCGCCUAAUUGUGGGUGGUGCUGUGGUCUAAACCACUGAGCCUCUUGGGCUUGCUGAUUGGAAGGUCGGUGGUUCGAAUCCCUGCGACGGGGUGAGCUCCCAUUGCUCUGUCCCAGCUCCUGCCAACCUAGUGGUUCGAAAGCACACCAGUGCAAGUAGAUAAAUAGGUACCGCUCCAGUGGGAAAGUAAAAGGCAUUUCCGUGCGCUCUGGUUUCCAUCAUGGUGUUCUGUUGUGCCAGAAGCAGUUUAGUCAUGCUGGCCAAUUGACCCGGAAAGCUGUCUGUGGACAAAUGCCGGUUCCCUCAGCCUGAAAGAGAGAUGAGCAUCGCAACCCCAUAACCGCCUUUGACUGGACCUAAAUGACCAGAGGUCCUUUACCUUUACCUUUUACCUACCUAAAUGUGUUUCUAGUGAUAUUCUUAAUUUAGAAGCUGGUCUUACCUCAUUAAGUAGCACGGCAUGGAAAAGUUUUGUUAUUUAUUAGCUCCAAAUUUGCUCCUUUGCCACCUUCAGGUCUUUGGCCCAUCAGGUGCUGGUUAACCCUCUUGGCCUUUGUGGAAAAGUGAGCUUAAUGGGGAGAAAUUACAUUGUUGGCUUUUCUCCUCUUAUCUGCUGACAGUGGAAGUAGAGCAAGCCAAAUCUUUGGGUAAACAGAGAAUAAAGGAUAUGAGAGUGUGGCAGCUACAUGCAUUAGCUAGCGGACCACGUAAGCCAUGCUGUUUAAGCCUGACUUGGUCUGCUUUUAACAAUUAUAUGCCUUUAUUUGAAUGCUUCAUCAAGACCUAAAUAGAGUGGAGCUGUUUUAUUGGGCCAUUUGAACAUUUGGCUUUCAAAGAUCUUAGAUGGCGAAUCUCUUAAAAGUUUGUUUUAUAGCUAGAUAUAAUUCCUAUGAGGUGGGAAAGAUCUCCUGUGUGUUCUUUUUCUAAAUCAUGUUAUCAGAGAAUCAUUAUGCAUUUUUUAAAUGAGAUUGAUUCCCGGUUGGUAUCUAGAAAUUCUUUUAAGUACCGUAUUUUUCGCCCUGUAGGACGCACCGUCCCAUAAGACGCACCUAGUUUUUUGAGGGGGAAAUAAAGGGGGGAAAUAUUAUUUUCCCCCCAGGCGUGGGGCUGGGGCGGGGGAAGCCCGAGCUUUCCCCGACUCCAGCCCCCAGAACAGGCAACUCUCCGCAAGGCGCGGGAGCCCAGUGCCGGGCUCCCGCGCCUUGUGGAGAGCUGCGCGAAGUCUGGGCGCGCUGAGCUCAGCGCGCCCAGGCUUCAGCAUGCAGACAACUCUCCGCAAGCCUGGAGAGCGAGAGGGGUCGGUGCGUACCGACCCCUCUCGCUCUCCAGGCUUCAGCGAAAGCCUGCAUUCGCCCCAUAGGAUGCACACACAUUUCCCCUUCAUUUGGGGGGGGGGGAGUGCGUCCUAUGGGGCGAAAAAUACGGUAUCUUCUCAGUAAAUUUAUUUCUGAGCUGAUGGCUGAUUGCCUGAAUGUCGUUGUCUCUUGGAUCUGCUAUGACCGUUUGACCUUACCUUGCCAUUCUUUAUAAUUUGGUUUUCUUGAGGCCUUGGUUUUGUAUUUUACACUUUGCGUUUUCUCUUAUUGGUCAGUGUGCUGUAAUAAAUGCCUGUGUAACAGACCACAGGUAGCUGCCUCCUGCUUCGAAGUGGACAGUGUCUGUUUUCUAACAAGACCUGCUAGGCUAUACAAUCGUGAUUUUGUUUCGGCACAGACGGGCCUGUGUAAUGCUGGGCCCAGCCAGCCGUGGCUAAAUAGUGAUCCUCGCUCUGGAUUGGACUUGGAUCCCACAAGUAUCUCAUAUUGUCCGCUGUGGAUUAAGCCACUUCAUUAAACCACUGUACGGAGUAGAGCUUAUGCCAAUUCUCACGGCUCAUUUGGCAGGCACAGUCUGGAGCUGAAGCAAUCCAGGGUGCCUUUUUUCCUCACGCAAAAAACACUUGCAUGAGCGCUUCAUUAAACGUACAGGUUGUGGGGCUCCACCCCAUUGUGAAAGCCUUCGCAAGCAGGUUGAAUGCGGAUGGGGCAAGAUGUAAUCUGUGCUCACGGUGAAGCAGGCAAGCCCGUGAGCAUAAACCCCGUGAGCGCAACAUUGCAACAGGCCCAGACGGUCACAGGAAUUCUCAGCUGGAAGUGGUGUGUUUCAGCAGGAGCCUUGUAGCUCAAACUGUGGGACAUUAGCCCUUCAAGGAGCAACUGGUUGCAAACCAGGUAUCCAGCUGUACAGUAUCUAGAGGCUGGUAGAAGGUAAAUGGCAGAAUGAAUGCCGUCGUUUCAUUAUCUCCGCUGAUGGAAGACACCUCCAGCAAGGAUAUCGUCGGCCCAGUACAGUGGUACCUCGGGUUACAUUCCGCUAACCCAGAAAUAUUACCUCGGGUUAAGAAAUUUGCUUCAGGAUGAGAACAGAAAUCGGGCUCCGGCGGCACGGCAGCAACAGGAGGCCCCUUUAGCUAAAGUGGUGCUUCAGGUUAAGAACAGUUUCAGGUUAAGAACGGACCUCCAGAACGAAUUAAGUACUUAACCCGAAGUACCACUGUAUACCUGAAGGAGCGUCUCCACCUCCAUUGUUCAGCCCAGACACUGAAGUCCAGCGCCGAGGGCCUUCCGGUGGUUUCCUCACUGCGAGAAGUGAGGUUACAGGGAACCAGGCAGAGGUCAUUCUUGGUGGUAGCACCCGCCCUGUGGAACACCCUCCUAUCAGAUGUCAAGGAAAUAAACAACAACCUGACUUUUAGAAGACAUCUGAAGGCAGGUCUGUUUAGGGAAGUUUUUAAUUUUUGAUGGUUUAUCGUGUUUUUAAUAUUCUGUUGGGAGCCGCCCAGAGUGGCUGGGGAAACACAGCCAGAUGGGCGGGGUAUAAAUAAAUUAUUAUUAUUAUUAUUAUUAUUAUUAUUAUUAUCUCUGAAAAGCACCACCUUGCCCUGUUCUCUAUUGCUAACUGACUCCUUACCCUUGCAGUGAACAACGCUGGUUUAGGCAUGAUUGGACCGGUCGAAAGUCAGAGCAUGGCCUCAAUGCAGCAGCUCUUUGAUACCAAUUUCUUUGGCUUGGUGCGCCUUAUCCAAGAAGUCUUCCCUGGCAUGAAGCGCCGACGACAGGGACAUGUCGUCGUGAUGAGCAGCGUCCUGGGCUUGCAAGGUGAGGCUCAGCCAGAAGGUGGGCUGGUGGGGGCACUCUAAUGCGGAGCAUUUGGGUAGCAAAUGUUGUUGGCCAACGGGAUGAUGGUGAGGUGAGCUCUGGAGGAAGGAAGACACAGGGCAGCGGUAGAUUCCUUCUGUUUCAAAAGCCUUCUAAAUAAGAGUUCAUUUCUCCCCUUUGGAACAUAAGACAUUUGUCUGCUCUGACUGAGAGUGGCCCUUGGGUCUUUCUCAGUCCCCUUGAUUUUUUUAUGGCGUUGCCAGGAUGAAUAUACAGUGGUACCUCUGGUUAAGAACUUAAUUCUUUCCAGAGGUCUGUUCUUAACCUGAAACUGUUCUUAACCUGAGGUACCACUUUAGCUAAUGGGGCCUCCCGCCGCAGCUGCGCCGCCGCACAAUUUCUGUUCUCAUCCUGAAGCAAAGUUCUUAACCUGAGGUACUACUUCCAGGUUAGUGGAGUCUGUAACCUGAAACGUCUGUAACCUGAGGUACUACUGUACCUGGAACCUUCUGCAGAGAAAUCACAUGGUCUGUCAACUGCUCCUUGGCCUUUCCUCCAAUCUCUCCCUACUUCGAUAUUUCUCACUCCAAUUAUGCAAUGAACCCCAAGCAGAUCAGGUGACCACUAAUUAAAAUAUCUAAUAGAGGUCAUGGAACCAGAGAUGGCCACAUUCUGUGCUGCUGCUAUAAAACUAAGGAGACAAGCUCUGAAUGAAUCUAAUGGCCAAUGUCUUAAUAUGCAUAUUUUAAAUUAGCGGCUAAGGUCUUAACCUACAUAUUUUAAUUGUUUUAUAUCUGUAUUAUUUUCCGGGCCCUAGCUUAUAGUGCCCAUUCAGCCCGGAAGCCUGAGGUCCUCCCCCGAGGGUCUUCUGCUGGUUCCCUCACUGUCAGAAGCGAGGUUACAGGGAACCAGGCAGAGGGCCCUCUCGGUAGUGGCACCCAUCCUGUGGAACGCCCUCCCAUCAGAUGUCAACCCGAGAUACACACCUAUCUGACCUUUAGGUGACAUCUGAGGCAGUCCUGUUCAGUGGUAGCCUUAAUGUUUGAUGCACUUAGCAUGUUCUGAUAGACUGCGAGCUAACCCAGAGAUAGCUGAAACCUAGCCAGAGGUGUAGGAACAUAUACUAUCAGGAUGAGAACAGAAAUAUAUGCAUGUAUGCAGAGUGCCCUAUUGCUGUAUAUGUCCGUAUUUCUGGUCUGUGACCAUAAUAAAUUCAUUCAUUCCCUACCUCAAGCCAUUUUUAAAGAACCUCCUACAGUUUUUGAAUGGUAUUCCCCAUAAUGCCCAACAGGCCACCCUUCUGUUCUCUCUCUUUCACUUUAGGAGAAUACAAACAUCUGCCUAACAGUACAGUGGUACCUCUCGUUGUCUGGGACCAUCAGCUGAACUGCUCUACAGGCAGCAACACUAGCAAAGUCCAUCAGAGCUAACUCCCUCCUAUGAACUGAGGCCAGGUUCUUGCCCCCACGCUGAUCACCUUAUCAUCCAAACACAGUAGUAUGACACAGUAUGGACUUGGAACAUAGCCCGAAGGGGCCUGUGCAGGAAGUAUCUAGCUCAUUUGCCUGCAACUAGUGCUUCAGGUUAAGAACUUUGCUUCAGAAUGAGAACAGAAACCUUUCUCAGUCCUCCCUGCGGAUUCUGGGGGUUGAAUCUGGCGGCGUCUGCAUGUAAAGCAGAUACUCUGCCCACUGAGCUAUGGUCCUUCGUUGCUAUAGGGCAGACAUGUCCAACCAGUCAACUGCGAUCGACAGGUAGAUCCCCGGGUGAUCAUGGUCGAUCGUGGGAUCCUUAUGGAUCGCGGCUUUAAAAGAACUGGGGAAUGAAUGUCUCUGCCCCCACCUUCCCUCUCUGUUCCCCUAUUGCGUCCAGUGGGCGGUGUUUGGGGGUUUUCUGUUGGCGAUUGGGAAUACGACAAUUGGUUCUAGCACAGUGUGCGUUUGUUAGCAACUGAGUUUCAGUUGAGCGAUUUAUGUUAUUCCCCCUUAAAAAAAGCUCAACAACUCUGCUCAACCCCCCCCCAAAGGGUCAACAACUCUGGUCAAUCCUCAAUGACAAUGGGUAGAUCACUGCCAGUUUAUUAAUACUGGGAGUAGAUCGCAGUCUCUUGGGAGUUGGAUGGGCCUGCUAUAGGGCAAAGAGGUGAAGGCAAAUUCUGCAAAUAAAAUUCGUCCACAGGAGGAAAAAGGGACCACAACGAAGGGGUAGCGGGCCUAAGAUUGCAUACAUGGUGAGGGGGCAGGUCUUUUCUGAACCCAAGGAAGUACCAAGAAAGAAAUUUAACACAUCCUUCAUAGAUUUAUCCAACAGUUCUGUCACGCACUGAAGCCCCUUCAGCUGUUAACUACUCCUGAGUAGGAUACAUCUUAUUGUAAAAUCACAUAAAAUAGAUUUCUAAUACGUGCAUAGGAGCCUUUAGCUCUUUUCCAAAAGCCUUUUUUUGAGCCCUUUAAAAGGCCACCCUUCUUUUCCGUGUUGUUCUCUCAGAUGGUAUUGUGGAAUACCUUGCAAAGCGAUGUCUGCUUUGCUGUUGUUUCCUAUUGCCUGAACAAGCUAAUUUCUUUUUAAUUGCUGCUCAUAAAAUAAAUUGCCUAUUCCUGCUGUUUUACUUAAUCGGCCUAAUGAAUGAGGUGGGACUUUUAUGCUAGUAAGAUUAUUUCCUCCCUCCCCUGGGUGUGGAAUGGGUGUGAUGGGCAAACUCCCACAUUCUGACCAUGGGCAUAGCCAUGAUUUAUUGGAGGGGCAGAAGCGAGUUAUCAGUGACACAGCUGGCCAGUUAGUUAAGUAUUUUUAUUUAUUUACUUGAUGGAGGGGCAGCUGCCUCUCUGGCUAUGCCCAUCAUUUCUGACUAGGGUUGCUACCUAUUUCACCAACCCUGAUCCUGUGCUUUUAAAAGCAAUCUGGGAUAAAUAAAUAAAAAAUACAGGUAAAUGUUGGUUUCCCAUCACUAUUUCCAUGCAGGAAAAAACUUUCCCUGCUUUACUUCUGUGUGUUGUCCCUAUUGUUAAAGGCAGAGGAGCUGGGGCAGUAAAAAUGUUGGCAGCUCUGCUCCCGGUUGGCGAAUGGUUUGUGUUUGUUGUGGUGUUUCUUACAACCGUUCCCCCAUGCCCAGAACAGGGAUGGGAAACCUGCGACCGUCCAGAAGUUGCAUCAGCCCCAGGCAGCAUAGCCUAAUGGUCAGCGAUGAUGGGAGCUGCUGCUCAGCAACACCUGGAAGGCCCACAGUUCCCCCAUCCCAACUCUGGAGCAAGAGGACAUGCAGAGGAACCAUCAAUCUCCACAGUUAUUUUACACCUCUCACGCCAACACUCCAUUCCCUUUAGGUCUCCUCUUCAACGACAUCUACUCCGCUUCCAAAUUUGCUGUGGAAGGUUUCUGCGAGAGCUUGGCCCUGCAGGCCCUGAAAUUUGGGGUCAAGUGAGUAUUAUGGGAUUGUGAGACAUCAUGACUGGGGUUCUCCUCCCACUGAGCUAGACUCCUGCAAGCCAGGUUAGUGUAGUGUGGUAGGAAGCAGCCCUGGUGAAUCAGUUAAUUGGUCUGCCUAGCUCACAGUUGUCUGCGCCCUUUUGCCCCCUCAGAUGUACACUAGUGGCCAAAAUUGUGGAAACCUUUUGGGAAAAGUGUAUUUCCAAGGUUUGGUGGCUCGUAACAACACUUAUUUUGGAGUAUUGCCAUAAAAUUAUAUAUCAGUGGAAAGAUAAUUUAAUGAAGAAUGUAAUGCAACAAAGUUUGUUCAAUUAUCUGUAUUCUAUCAAAAGUUGUAGCCAAAUAACCAGAGAAAGGAAGCACAACUUGCUUAGGUUGAUAUGCAGUGGAUUUCAUUCAUUUGAAUGUGGCCGAUGAGCAUGAAUGUUUAGCGAGCCAAUCAGGUGAAUUACAUUCUUCAUUAAAUUAUCUUUCCAUUGAUAUAUAAUUUUAUGGCAUUACUCCAAAAAAGUGGUGUUAUGAGCCAUCAAACCUUGGAAGUACACUGUUUCCAAAUGGUUUCUACAAUUUUGGCCGCUAGUGUAGUUGGACUCCAACUCUCAUCUCCAGUCAGCAUCAAGGAUGAUGGGAAUCGUAGUCCAAAAAGAUCUAGAGGGCAUCAGGUGGUAGGAACCUGAUUUACACACACACACACACAAAGUAUAAAUUUAAACACACAGGGCAGUAAUUAACUAAUGAGUCCCGUGUUCCCCUCUCCUCCUCCCACCAAAAAAGAAUUGGCUUCUCUUUCAGCAUUCUGAUAAUUUGCUUUCUGAUUCCCAUACUGCAUAAAAUUUUAGCAGAGUUUUUAUUUUAUUUUACAACUCUUUCGAAGAUUCUUAUAAUAACUUACCUCGUACAUAAAUAUUCUGUCCCGUGUACUUCUUUUGCAGGCCUUUAAUGGCAAAGCGCAGUGAUUCUUCACAGUUCUGUCCCUUAUGUUUGUGCAGAAAUCAACAUGCCACUUUUUGAAAUGGUUGUUCGCAGCCCAUUCUUCAGUCCUGUUAGAUUUCCAAAGCAAGGUUUGAUCUCCCACUGGAGAUAAUUUAAUAGCACAAAUUCUGCACAGAAAGGCAAAACCAAGACCAAGAGUCAGCAUUAAAAGGGAUCAACAUACCACUACUCAUUAAAGGCCUAUCCAAAAAGCAAGUCUACAUAAAUGGUUCAGAUACCUAGAUCUGCCCUGCAGUGACAGGAAGCUUAAAAGGAACGGAAAAGGCUUGAUCAGCAGGAGCCCACCAGCCUUGCAGGGGGCGUCUGAUCCAACAGUUCUUAAAUUUAUUAGAGGAAUUCCUAAAAGGCCUUAGAAUAUAGAGGAGAUGUUUUAACAAACUACAGGUGCUAGGGAGCAUUAUUUAAAUGCUGGAAGCUUCUGGUUAGUGGUUAAAAAAAAUGCUUUAAUGCCCAAUCCUACACACAUCUGGUUGGAAGAAAAUCCCACUGAGAUCACUGGGACUUGUUUCCAUGUGUAUCCAGCCCACAGCAGGCAAAGAGCAGGCACAUAGAGAGGUCUCUUUCUUCCUCUCUAUCCUUAGGUUAGGAGGUCUGUCUGUGUGUACACAUCCCUUAUGCCAGUCCUCCCUUUUGCCCAGAUGCAAGUUAUUCAUGUUCCCAGUGGAACUAAGAUCAGCACAUUUGCAGCAUUCUUUUUCCACAGUGAGAGGCUUUAUAUAACAAAUAACAGAGGCAUCUAUACUGGACAUGCGUAGGGGAGGGGAGUAAUAAAAGGUCACACCAUGAAUUGUUGGGUUUUUUUGUAAGGGGUGUACGCUGGCUGUGUAUGAUGCUUAAGCAAAGGGGGAAUUUUUACUGAGAUACAUUGAUAAAUUAGAUAAGAAUAACGGUGGGCACCUGCAAUCAAAUAUUGUCGGGUACCCCUAACAGGAGUGUUUAUUUCUGGUCUCUAGCCAGCCUGGCUGCCUCCCCUCGAAAAUGAUAUUGUCAGGCUGGGAAAAAGUUAAGAAAAUGGCAACUGGGAUGCACAAGGGGAUGGAGCGAGUCCCCUAUGAGAAACAGUUGCAGAGUUGGAGACUUGUUUGUCAUGAUAGAAGUGUGUAAAACUGUGCAUGGCACAGUGAAACUGAAUAGAGAAAAGAUUGUUUUUCCUCCUUUUCUCAUAAACAUCCAACAAAACUGAAUGUUGGAAGAUUCAGGACGAAUAACUCCAUGAAGUUCAUAGUUGAACUAUGGCACUUUCUCCCACAGGAGGCAGUGCUGGCCACUAACUAAAUGCCUUUAAAAGAGACAAAUUAUCAGAGGAUAAGCUAUCAAUGGCUAGUAGUCGUUAAGGCUAUGCUCUGCCUUGAGAGUUCAAGGCAGCCAUACUUCAGAAUACUAGUUGCUAGAAGCAACAGGAGGGCCCUGUUGUGGGAGGGGUGUGGAUGGCGCUGUGGUCUAAACCACUGAGCCUCUUGGGCUUGCCAAUCGGAAGGUUGGCGGUUCAAAUCCCCGCGACGGAGCGACCUCCCAUUGCUCUGUCCCAGCUCCUACCAACCUAGCAAGUAGCUAAAUAGGUACCACAGUGACAGGAAGGUAAACGGCAUUUCCAUGCGCUCUGGUUUCUGUCACAGUGUUCUGUUGCGCCAGAAGCAGUUUAGUCCUGCUGGCCACAUGACCCGGAAAGCUGUCUGUGGACAAACGCCGGCUCCCUAGGCCUGAAGUGAGAUGAGCGCUGCAACCCCAUAGUCGCCUUUGACUGGACUUAACCUUUUACCUGUUGUGGGUUUCCCACAGGCAUCUGAUUGGCCACUGUGAGAACAGGAUGCUGGACCAGGUGGGCCAUUGGCCUGAUCCUGCAGGCCCUUCUUAUAUUCUUCUCUUUGUCAUUACAUUUCUUAUUUUCUUAUGUUUGGCCCUCUUAGGAGGAGGGCAAACAGCUUUUCAAGAAGGACACUUCUGUUUGGUCUUUCCUGCCUAGAAACAACUUCCUGCUGCAUUAUUACCGUAUUUUUCGCUCUAUAAGACGCACCAGACCACAAGACGCACCUAGUUUUGGGAGGAGGAAAACAAGAAGAAAAAAAAUCUGAAUCUCAGAAGCCAGAACAGCAAGAGGGAUCACUGCACAGUGAAAGCAGCAAUCCCUCUUGCUGUUCUGGCUUCUGGGAUAGCUGUGCAGCCUGCAUUCGCUCCAUAAGACGCACACACAUUUCCCCUUACUUUUUAGGAGGGAAAAAGUGAGUCUUAUAGAGCAAAAAAUACAGUAUAUCUGAGCUAAAGUGCUCAGGUUCAGCACUAAAGUGGAACACUUAAUUGCUAUAUAUUUGUAAGGGAGGCACCUGGAUGUUUGCAAAGGGAAAAGUGUCCUUUUUCUUUUCCCUCCCCUUCCUGAAAUCUGCCCACGCAGUGCAAGAAGGGGGGAUUUUUUCUUUUAUUCGUUUACUAAAUAAACCUUUCCCUACACAAUGCCCAAGGCAGCUGGCAAUAAAAUAUGUAGUUAAAAAGUAACCAGUACACUUAACAAAUAACAUAAUAAGCCAUAACAUGGUAAACUUCUUAGAGAAUUUUGCAGUUAAGUGCUCUAUGAGUCUUUCUAAACAAACAAACAAUAAAAGAGCCAAAACUCAGUAUAAUAAAGUCAGAGUAGAUAAAAGAUAAGACAGCAGGAGCAGCAAGUUGAAAACGUGUUUAAGUUUAAAUAACGGAACAGCAAUACCAAACAAAUCAGUUCAGUAAGGGCAAUGCCUGCUUAAACAGGAGAAGGUUAUAAUAUCGUCGUUGCCAUGAUUACUUAUACCGUCCAUCCAAAGAUCAUGUUCACAACAUAAAAAUACAAAAUGAGAACACAAAAUACGGAAUAAAACCAAAACAAACCUAUAACCCCCCUCCUACAAACACAUUUAAAAGGCCACAGCAUGUUAAUCAGCCAAAGGCCUAGUCAAGAGAAAUGUUUUCACCCAGUACCUAGAGAGCCACCCUGGGGAGUAAAGGUAAAGGUAAAGGGACCCCUGACCAUUAGGUCCAGUCGUGGCCGACUCUGGGGUUGCGGCGCUCAUCUCGCUUUAUUGGCCGUGGGAGCCGGCAUACAGCUUCCAGGUCAUGUGGCCAGCCUGGCGAACCAGAGCAGUGCACAGAAACGCCGUUUACCUUCCCGCCGGAGCGGUACCUAUUUAUCUACUUGCACUUUGACGUGCUUUUGAACUGCUAGGUUGGCAGGAGCAGGGACCGAGCAACGGGAGCUCACCCCGUCGUGGGGAUUCGAACUGCCGACCAUCUGAUUGGCAAGUCCUAGGCUCUGUGGUUUAACCCACAGCGCCACCCGCGUCCCUACCCUGGGAAGAGCAUUCCACAAAUGGGGAGCCACUGCAGAAAAGGGCUGUUCUUGUGUUGCCACCCUCUGGACCUCUCAUGGAGGAGGCCCAUGAAGAAGGGCCCCCAGAGGAUGAUUGCAGGGUCAGGGUUGGUUCGUAUGGGGAGAGGCGGUCUUUGAAGUACUGCAGUCCUCCUGUGCCGUUUAAGGUUUUAUAGGUCAAAACCAACACUUUGAAUUGGUCCCGGAAGCUAAUUGGCAGCCAGUGCAGUCGGGCCGGGUUUUGUGUGAUAUGCUCAGACAGUCUUGCCCUGGCGAGCAACCUAGCGAUGAGUAGGUUAGAGAGGUUCCAAAGUCAGGGUACAGCCGCCACUGAGAAGCCAUUUCUUGAGUUCCACCAAACACAAUUCACAUGCCAUGAUGCUCACGGAGUCUGAAAUCCCACAAAAGUUCUGUAAGCUGUUAAAAACACAAGCAGGCCAAUUCUAUGCCUUGCACUCAUUUUCUUUUUACACACACCCUGUAGUUCCUGGAUGCCUACUGGCUAUUCCCUCCCCCACCACAAAAAAUAAUAAUUUACCAACUCAUAUUCUUCUCCGUAGCUGGCUAUUUGCCCAAGAAGACUGAAACCCUCACCUUAUUUUUGGGUAACCCUUCCACCCCCCAAAAAAGUUCACUUUUGAACUGAUAUGUGCAGGACCACCCAAGUUCAGUAUUAGCAUGGAGGACGAUGAAUGAAACUUUUCCUUUCAUGUGCCUGAGGCUUCAAGGUUGAAAGAAGGCAUGAGAGAUAUGUCCUAAUUAAAUUCACAUUCCUAGUGUAGUGUUUUGGUUUGAGUUCAUUUUAGUCUGCUCUGUCUGAAUAUCUGUAAAAUUUCUCUGGUUUUAGCACUCUGUUUUAUUAGUUUGUUUGUUUUUUUGUGGACUGAAAGGCAGGAUGUAAGUAUUUUCAUUUAUCUGCAGAACUUGCGCAGAAUCUUUAAUAUAGCCCACAUAGACUCCCUGGUGGCAGAUAAAUUUUUGAAAAUUGAGGGGAAAGAGUUAAUAUAAAAGGACUCCCUGGUGAACCAAAAUUAUACAGCCUUAACUCCACAGUGUGUUUUCUCUCAGGUGAAUUUGGUCAGUUUUGCUUACCAGGUGUUAUAAGAAAAAACUGCUCCUUUUUCCCUUCUGGGGUAUCCAAGAGCCUGCAUAGAGUCCUUAAGUAGGUUCUCUGUCAGUAGGAGAAAAUAACAGAGGCCAACCAGAGAAUAUUGAGAAGCAAAGCAGCUAGUAAGCCUGAUCUUUAUUAAACUGUUGCAACAGGGUCUCCCACUCCCCCCACGCAGGGAAGGAGGAGAGGAGCCCAGAACAUUGGUGUGCAAGCUCCUAUAUAGACUUUUGAAAUUGCCUACCCUGUAUCUCAGGACCACGCCCCAAAAACAUCAUACAUACAUCACAGAAAGAGGUGGCCCCCAGCAGAAAUUUGAGUGUGUUGCUUCUCUCCUGUCUGCCAGGAUACCUGAUAAUGCCUUAUUAUCUGAUUGCCUUUUCUGGGUAGCGUAGCCUGGCCAUUCCUUUGAGAUGGUAAAUACUUAGUUCCUGAAUCUCUUACGCAUAUUGAUAGUGUGCUCAGCUUAACAGAUACUUGCCAGACUGUAUUUACAGGGAGGUGUGAGCCCCUGCAGUCCAAAGACAAUUAGAAAGCUUUCCCCAUUUCCUUCCUCCUUGCAGAGAAAUAUUUGAGGUCAAUUUGGGAGAGUCAAAAUGGCUUCAGGAUUGUUCUCCUGUACUGUUUCAGACACGUGGUUUAUAUACUUAUGUGUUUGCCUUGUACAUUUAUGAACAUUUAUUAUAUAUAUAUAAGACCUUAGAAUUCCUAUAACACAGGUAUCGCGUUUUGUGUGGACAGCCCAUUCUUUAGGUCAUUAUCGGCGCAAGACUGAGCAGGACAGAAUGUGCUAAACCCAGAUAGUAGUCUACUAAAGCAGAGAUGAAGUGAUCGGCCUGAAUGCCAGAGGGCUAUAGGCAAAAUCCAUGCUGGCUGGUGAAGCUCAGUCAUGUGAAGGCAGGCAGUGUCCCCCCCCACCCCCCCAGUUUCUCAGCUCAGCAGACGGUGAAGUUCAUUAGUUCCAAUUACCGCUUGUUUCAUUCUGCAGCAUCAGUUUAAUUGAGCCUGGGCCAGUGAUAACAGAAUUCGAGAGGAAGCUCUAUGAAGAAGCAGCCAAUAUGGACCUCUCUCAGGUGGAUAAAGAAACGCUGGAUAUAUUUCAGGGCUUCUACAUGGCCUAUUCCAAGGAAGUCUUCACUGCGCUGGGGCAAUCUCCAGAAGAGGUGGCUGAGGUAGGAUUAUAAGCUUUCUCCCUUGUUCCUCUCAAGCCCACAGGAAAGCUAGCUGGGAUCUGCUUCUGGGGGGGAAGGGAACGGGCUGCCCAGCCUCGCUCAUUAUUAUGGCAGAGCUUUCCAAACUUUUCAUGUUGGUGACACACUUUUUAGACACGCAUCAUUUCGUGAUGCAGCAAUUCAGUUUUACUGGUAAACUGGAGGUUAAACUAACCCCUUAUAAGAGCGUGGGGAGCGUUUGCGUGACACACCUGCACGCUGCAGCCAACACACAACAACAACAAUAAAAUAAAAUAAAAUAAAAUUUACUCUGCCCAUCUGGCUGGGUUUCCCCAGCCACUCUGGGUGGCUCCCAACAGAAUAUUAAACAGAAUAAAACUUAGAGCCAGUGUGGUGUAGUGGUUAAGAGUGGUUAAGUCUUGUAAUCUGGGGAACCGGGUUCGUGUCUCCGCUCCUCCACAUGCAGCUGCUGGGUGACCUUGGGCCAGUCACACUUCUCUGAAGUCUCUCAGCCCCACUCACCUCACAGAGUGUUUGUUGUGGGGGAGGAAGGGAAAGGAGAAUGUUAGCCGCUUUGAGACUCCUUAGGAUAGUGAUAAAGCGGGAUAUCAAAUCCAAACUCUUCUUCUUCUUCUUCUAAAACUUCAAACAUUAAAAACUUCCCUAAACCAGGCUGCCCUCAGAUGUCUUCUGAAAGUUAGGCAGUUGUCGCAACACACAGUUUUGAAAGCUCUGGCUUAUAUUGGCCCAUUGUUCCUUCUAACAGCAACCUUCGGUGCUGAGUGCCACUAGGCUUGUAGCUCGAACAGAGCCACUGAGUAAUAAGAUGGAGGUGCCCCAAGGUGUGCAUAAGUGCAAUGCUUUAAAAGUGGUGCUGGUGCCGGUAAGAACCCCAAAACUUCCCAGUGAGGCCUGAGAACACUUAGUAGCCAUUAAUGUAGAGGGAAAGAAAAGAGAAACUAUUAAAAUGGGGCGGGGGGGAGAGAAGUAGAAUGCCUUGUUUAGAGGUAAGAGCUGACUAGAAUCCUAAAUCAGGAGGGAAGUUGUGCCACAAUAUUUUGUUGCAGACAGCCCUUGCUAGGUUUAAAAUUGCUGCCACUUUGAUCUGUGGUUCAGCUGCAAGAAGCAUCAGCACCCUCGCAGCAGGGUGCUUAAUAAUAAUAAUAAUAACACAGUAAUAAUAAUAAUAAUACAGUAAUAAUAAUAAUAAUUUAUUAUUUAUACCCCACCCAUCUGGCUGGGUUUCCCCAGCCACUCUGGGCAGCUUCCAACAAAAGAUUAAAAAUACAUUAAAACAUCAGUCAUUAAAAACUUCCCUAACAGGGCUGCCUUCAGAUGUCUUUGAAACGUCAGAUGGUUGUUUCGAAAAAAUAGUCAUGCCACUGUUUCCUAGUGGUGCAGCAAUAAAAUUGCUACCACAUUUGCAAAGCUAAGCAGGGUCUGAUAUGGUUUCAAAUUGGAUGGGAGACUGUGUGUUGAGAUUCUUGCAUGGCAGAGGGUUGGACUAGAUGGCCCUCGGGGUCCCUUCAACUCUGUGGUUCUAAGAUGCAGCAUAAUUCCCAGUUCUUGGUUUGAAAACAGAUAGCUCCCUCCACCGGCCAAUGUAGCUGGGUAACAAUUAAUGAAGGAAUUCAACUCUUUGGUCAGAAUCUAUGGCAGACCAUCAUCCCACUAAGAGGUUGUGGGUGAUGAUUUCUUGAAGCAAAUGUCCAAGAAGCAGGAAAUGGAUAGUAAUGUUUUAGGGAAGUAAAACGUGAUAAGCUAAGAGAAGUGCUUUGCUGAUAUUCAGCAAAGUAGAUCUGAGGAGCCAGAACAAUUAUUUGCUGUGAAGCCUGUAGUAUUUAUACCCUCAUAAACAAAAGCUUCAGACAAAUUGAACAAUUGAUUGCCUCAAUUCCGACUAUAUUUAGAUGCUUUCUGGAGAGUCAGGAUGAAGUGAGUCCCAACCCAGAUAGCGUUUUCUUUUGUGGAGACAUGCAGUGAUAGUCACUGAUUACGUUUGGACUUGAACAAUAGGCUCAUCUCCUAUUUUUGUAUCUCCUUGAUUAAAUUGCCAAAGGUCACGUUCCAUGUGUAUAUGUGACUUCCAGUCUUGGGCACAAUGAGGUGAUUGGUUUAACUCCUCCAGCCCCCUUUGCCAUCAGGUCUCAAUCAGCCUCCUUGCAUCAUAUACACGGAAAAGUACAGUACCUUGUACACAGAUCUGUUAUACUGUGGGCAGACUAGAAAGCACUUCAAACGGAAACAAGGUUAAAGCCAUAUUGUAUGCAAAAGUGCAAGGCUGCUGCCGUGUUGCCGUUUGCGGUGGCGACAGUGACUCCAGUGUGGUGCCAGAACAGCAGGGAGGCAAGGGGGGAAGCAGCCCAGGUUGCAGGCAGCCCCCCAGGUGAGCUGCUUAAAGGAGGGCGAAAGGCAUUCUUUUAAAAGGCUGCAGCGGGGUUUGUGGUGGGUUUCAGAGAGCAGUUUGAAGUUAAAAGGGCUUGAGCUUAGGAGCAGACUGUGAGGAGAGGAGAGGUUUGGGUGAGUUAUGAGGGGAUAGGCAAGGGGGUGGGUGGCAUCUAAAGGGGGAGGGCUUGGCCAGGUGUGGGGGGAGUGGGGAUGGCAAAAGGGUGCCAGCGAGCAGAGCAAACAGGUGGCAACCCCUAGUGGUAACAUACAGGAAUAUUGGGGUGGAGUGCUUCCUAGUCUGCCCACAGUAUAACAGAUCUGUGUACAAGGUACAGUACUUUUCCAUGUAUAAGAUGCCCCCUAUUUUGAGGGACUUAAAUUUAAGAAAAUGGGGGGAGAUGGCAGCACAGAGUUGUUGAGCUUUUGUUGUUGAGCUGAAAAUCACUCCCCCUCAUGCAUCCCAAAAUCCGCCUCUCAUCUGUCCCCUCACUGGCACAAGCUGCCAAUUGCUCACCCAAUUGCUGCAGCGUCAGCCAGUCAACACCACCCAUUGAUGCAGCAACCAAUAACACGCACAAUAGCUACAAACAGCCGCGGCAGCAACCCAUCAAACAUCCACCCUAUGCGCUACCCAUGUAUAAGAUGACCCCCAUUUUUUAGCAUGCUUUUAAAAGGAAAAAACCGUUGUUGGGUCCCUGCUCCUGCCAACCUAGCAGUUCGAAAGCACGUCAAAGUGGAAGUAGAUAAAUAGGUACUGCUCCGGCGGGAAGGUAAACGGUGUUUCCGUGCGCUGCUCUGGUUCGCCAGAAGUGGCUUAGUCAUGCUGGCCACAUGACCUGGAAGCUGUACGCUGGCUCCCUCGGCCAAUAAAGCAAGAUGAGCGCCACAACCCCAGAGUCGGUCAUGACUGGACCUAAUGGUCAGGGGUCCCCUUUAGCCUUACCUUAUACAUGGAGACGUACGGUAUUUUAUUUACUUAUUCCUGAAUUGGGCCAAAGGCACAGUUUCCCUUGUAUAAAAAUAAUAGGUGACAGUCUGUUAUUGGUUAUCAAAAAUACUGACACAGGAUAUAUGGUUGCCUAUUGUUAAAUUCUGAUGAAAAGUUCCUAAAAAAUUAUUUAUUUAUAAAUGUGUGUGUUUUUUAAUCUUUUUAAAAUAUAUAUAUAUAUUAUUUUGACAAAGUAAUAAUCAUAAAUAAAUAAGAAUAAAAAUAUGCACCCCACCACGAGACCAUUCCAUUGUAACUAUCCAACCUCCCAAAAUUUCAACACCUCUUGCGAUGGUUUGACCCCUUUCUAUUUUAACAGUACAAAAUCUACAAACACCUUCCAUAUCUCCUCGGAAUCAUUUCUCCUGCAUAUUCCCCGUCUUACUUUAAUAGCGCAUGUCAAUUUAUCAUUAGUGUGUUUAAUCUUGACUAUGUGCAGGCUUUCAAAAUGAAUUCUGCCUUUCCUGCAGCAAUCUCUUUGCACCCCUUGCUGAAUUCUGAAAGGGCGAUCGUGGCUGAGUGUUGUUGUGGUUGUUUUCUAACCUUCUGCUUCGCACUCCUCCUGGCAGCAUACUAUGAAAGUGAUCACCUCAGAGAAGCCUCCAUUCCGGUACCAAACCAACAGCCUCUACACGCCCAUCACCACCCUCAAGCACGCUGACCCCAGUGGGAACUUGCCCCUCAACGCCUUCCAUCAGAUGAUCUUCCAGCACGACCGGCUCUUCAAAGCCAGCCUCAGCCUUCUCAAAAUGCUCCAGUGGAGGAAGAGGCGGGACAUGGAGCACAGCAGGUCCCCCUGAGAGGAAGCGGCUGACCCGCCUCAGAGCCUCUCACUUCCACAGCCCACUCGCAGGCUUUCUAGAGAGUUUAGCAUUGAAUCCUGGGCGGCAUUAUACUCCCUAGAUGCCGGGGCAGCCCUACUAUGAGGCAAAGUGAGGCAGCCCUUGCCUCAGGCGGCAGAUUCUGGAUGUCUCAUGGAGGCAAAGUCUGAUCCAUUGGGUACCAUCGACUGGGGAGGUGAUACGCUCUGAUAGUUCACGUUCUUUUCGGUUUCGAUUCUGCUGCAUUCCUGUCAGUUAACAAUAGGAAGGUGCCAUUACGUUCCGUAGGGUUUGUUGUCGUCUUUGCCCUUGAGCACCAGAAAUCCUGAGCUGAUAAAUUAUUGGCUGCCGCUGAGGUCUUGCAAGUCUCCUCACAGAAGCGGGCAAGGAAACCCAGCCUUCUGCUGCAGAAGAGCGCCCCAACAUCCUGCACAGGACCUGCCUCAGCAUCAUGUCCUCUCUGAACAUUUAAGAAUCUCAUUACCAGAAGUAGCCUGAAAUGUCAUCUAGUCUAACCGAGGCAAGCAGCAGGAUUUGGUUAGAUUAUGCAUUUUAUUUAUGCUUUUCACAGGCUUGAAUUUUAAGGAUCAAAGAGAAAGGAGGUACCAAGCCCUCAUAGGCCAUCGAAUAACUUGGGAAAGGGCCAAUUCCUCCACUUUCUAUGUUCCAGUAGCCUAUGCUUUGUUCUCCACCAGGAUAGACAACAUGUCGCCCAUGUUGUCAGUCUCCCAUCAGCCUCUGCAAGUAUGACCAGUAGUUGCUGCUGAUGGGAGUUGUAGUACAACCACAUCCGCAGGGCACAACAUUGGCUGCCCCUGUUUUGCACACUAUGUACAGCAGUCUUCCCCAACCUGAUGUUCUCCAGAUGUUUUGAUUACAACUCCCAGCACCAGCAGAGGCUGUGAGGGUUGCAACCAAAACAUCUGGAUAACACCAAGUUGGGGACAUCUGCUUUAGAGCUGGGGAAGCUGUCAGCCUCCAGAUGUUGUGGAACUGCCAGCUCCCCAUCAUCCCUAAGCCUUGGCAAUGCUGUCUGGGUCUCAGCAGUUGGAUUUGGUUGGCCACAGUUUCCCCUGCCCUUGUAUUCUGGAGCCAGGUAGCAUUCUGGAGCCCAUACCACUUUAGCCCUGCAAGUAGGAUUGCCAUAUAUUUUUUUCAUCUUCCUUUAUGUAAAAUAAGAAAAUUAAGACUCUGCACAUAGUAAACUGGCAUGUCAGUCAAGGGUUUUAGCAGAGCAGUCUCUGCUGAUAUGCUAGCUUACUGCAUGCAAGGAGAUUUAUAGGAGUGAGAGAAUUACCAGCGCUAUACAAAGCCAGACUAUCUGAUCGUCUAGCCCACUACUCUGAUAGCUUCCUCUGGCUUAUGCUGACUUCCCACCACCUACUAUUUGAACCUUUUAACUGGAGAUGCCAGAAACUGGGGACCUUCUCCGUGCAAAACAGGUGCUUCGCUUCUGAGCUUUGCCACCUCCCCUUCAUUAAAAACAUGGCCCUUACCACAUGUGUAAUCCAAAGUGGAUUUCUCCAGAAUGCAAUCACACCUGUCUUAUCUCAUUCUGCCUAAUGGAGGGACCAACUUGAGGACAAGCAGGAAUAUAACCAAGAAUCUGGACUUCUACCUGACUGACCUCCCCUUAGGAUUCCUGCUGGAGAUGUCAAGCAACUCUUGGCAGUCUUGGACCAGCUCUGAAGUCAGGGCUGGGGGGAGCUGUGGCCUUCCAGAUGUUGGUGAACCACAUCUCCUGCCCUUGACCAUUGGCCAUGCUGAUUGGGGCUGAUGGAAGUUGAAGACCAACAAAACCUGGAACGCCACAGUCUCUCCAUCACUGAUCUAGAGCAACUCUCAGAAUGGAGAAGCCGUCAUGAGAACAAGUCUAUGAAGCAGCUUUUAAGGCUGAAAAAGAAAUUGCAAUUCCAGUUUUAUUUUCUUAACGUAACCAGGAGGAGGAGGAAAACUGAGGGAGGCAUUGGGGUGAAAGCAGAGAUAGGAAUCCUUUUAAAAAAAGGAUGAGGAAGGGAAAAUGCUCUUGCUUCUUGGACCAACCGUGACUGAAUAUAGGGGGACAGGAGAACAAUGAUAGGAAAAGAUGCUGACAUUCCACUAGCUUAAAUAAACCAAGCGGUCGUUCGGGCAGCCCUACAUCUUAGAAAGCACCAACAGGAGAGCAUUUUCUGCAACAUUGCAAAGAAUGGCAAAGCACACUUCUCAGAUUGUCUGGCUUGGCUAGUCUAGUAUGGGGAUUGUUGAGAGUGCUAGAUUUGGGUCAGAGGGCCCUGGGUUCAAACCUUUGCUCUGCCAUGGAGUUAGCUGGGUCUCCUUCAGCCAGUCACUGUCAGUCAAACCUACCUUGAAGGCUUUAUUGUGAGGAGAAAAUGGGAGAGAGUUACCUGUUCUGGCCUGAGUCUCAUGGAUGAAGAUUAGGAUUAAAAUAUAAUAAUUAAAAUAUCCUAAGUAGAACUGCCCCUUUUCUGUGUCUUUUUUACAUACAUCCUAUAUCCAAAUCUCUAUCAGUGUGGGUGGAACAGGGGUUUCCAACCCACAAGGGAGUGGACCAGUUAGGUAAUUUAGGUAUAUUCUUGAGGCGGGGUUUGUGUGAGAGAGAGAUUCAGGAGAGAAUCCUGUUUCCAAAUCCAAAUGAUCUUCCAAUUUAGGGACACUGGCUGGUUUUAUUGAGAAACUGUCAAAUAGCACCAUCUUGUGCACCUUUACUCAGAAUUAAGUCCCAUUAAGUUAUUUGGGGCUUACUUCCUGGUAAUUGUCUAGGAUUGGCGCCUGAGUUGUGCACAUUCCACCAUGCAGUAGUCUCUUAAAUAAAUACUUUUGUACAGGAAUUGGCUGCUUUGAUACCUAUUUGUGUCUUGGUUGAUUAGUAGUCAUUGUUUAUUGGUUUGCUAUAUUUCCUGUAAAUUCCACCAAAGAACUUAAUGGGGGAGGGGGCUUGACUGGGGGGAGGGAAGAGAAAUGUUAAUUGUGUGCUUCACAACUAAAGCAACACAUUUGUUGUUGUUUAGUCGUGUCCGACUCUUUGUGACCCCAUGGACCAGAGCAUGCCAGGCACUCCUGUCUUCCACUGCCUCCUACAGUUUGGUCAAACUCAUGUUGGUAGCUUCGAGAACACUGUCCAACCAUCUCGUCCUCUGUCGUCUCCUUCUCCUUGUGCCCUCAAUCUUUCCCAGCAUCAGGGUCUUUUCCAGGGAGUCUUCUCUUCUCAUGAUGUGGCCAAAGUAUUGGAGCCUCAUCUUAAGGAUCUGCCCUUCCAGUGAGCACUCAGGGCUGAUUUCCUUCAGAAUGGAUAGGUUUGAUCUUCUUGCAGUCCAUGGGACUCUCAAGAAUCUCCUCCAGCACCAUAAUUCAAAAAGCAACACAUAUGGCAGUCUAAAGUGUAUGGAUCAGGGAAAGACCAUUACUUUCUGAAUCCAUGUGUGGAAGACUCACAGCUGGCAGAUCAUUCUGCCAACUCCUGUUAUUUUGGGGUUUUGCAAGAGUGACCAACAGAGUAUAAGAACAAUCACAGAUUCUUGUGGCACCUGAAGGCACUAACACAUUGAUUAGGGCAGAAGAUUUCACAGGCCCACCUUGUCAGAAGAUGUAUCCGUUAAAAAUCUUUAGCGCAUUCAAGAAAUUGAAUCCCUCCUGCAAAACAUCUGGAGAACAGCAAACUACAGCCUGGAGACCAGACCAUCCCAUUCCUCCCAAGGCCUUCCUGCCCUGCUGUCGCACUAAGAACCUCCCAAUCUAUUGUUUUAAAGAGGCAUUUUGGGUGGCUGGAGUUGAGAAAGUAGCAAUGUAAGGGCCCCAUUUUUAAAUUUUUAUUUUGAAUAUCCACUUGCUAAGCUGCUGGGGUAAAGGGAGGACACAAAUUUUAAAGAUGCUUCGAGUGAUAAAAUUAUUUAUUUUUAUUUUUAUUUUUAUUUAUUUAAUUUCUAUACUGCCCUAUACCUGAAGGUCUCAGUGCGGUUCACAUAAAAUAUUAAAUACAUAAAAUCAAAACAAAAACAACAACCCAAUUAAAAAACCCCCAAAAGACCCAGCAUUUUAAAAAGGGUAUAGGAUGUAGAUUAAGUCAGGCAAAGGCCUGGUUAAAAAGGAACUAUGGCCAAACUAUCACAGGAAAGCUUUUUAAGAGACAUUUGUUUUGUAUUGGGGUGGCUUGUACUUCAUCCAAUAGGCCAUAGCAAUAUGUAGUAGUAAUACAGGGCUCACGUGUUUUGCAUGUAAAUAAAUGGGCUACAGAAGCGGAGAUGUUUUAAUGAAAAUGUUCUGGGAUGGCGCCUGGUGUGGAGCAGCCUAGGAAGCCCCUGUGUUCAAAUGUUGUCACCGCCAUUAGGUCACUAGAUGAUCUUAGUCAAGUUCCUUAGCCUCAGCCUGCUCCCAUCUGCAAUACAGGGAUACUAUAUAAGGUUAGAAGAAUCACAACAAAUUAUAGCAUACUUUAAAUACUAUAUAAAUGCUAGAUAUUAUUAACCAUGUACUUGUAGCAAGUAACAGACCUUAAUAAUAAUUUAUAUCCCGCCCUCCCCAGCCGGAGCCGGGCUCAGAGCAGCUAACAACAGUAAAAUGAUACAAUAUUCUAAAAUCAUUUCAUUAUAAAAUCAGUUCAAAUCAGGUUAAUAGCAACCAUUGGGCUAGAGUUCUGUGAGGAUUGCCAAAGGAGGGGGUCAGGCUGAAUUGAUCACCAUGUGCAAGCUCUGGAAUUAAUCUCUGUGAGACAAAGGUGUAGGGGUUUUACUGAAACUACUGUAUUUCCAUCGUUUUGGAAAGAGAUGAGGGAAUCAGCAGUGUUGUGCAGUAGGCAACAGCUGUUCCUUGUGGCUGAGUCUUGCUUCAAUAAACCAAAAGGGUUACCAUUUUAAUGCCACCUAUCUGACGUUCCAUCUAUGUCUCUACAUUAAUCAAUCUGGCAUAACUUAUCACCUCGUUAGAAUUAUUGAUGGAGAGAAGAGCCAUCAAGUUGCUGUCCAGUCAGCAUUGAAAGGAUGGGAAGAUGAGCCACUCUUGAUUGAGCCAACUGCCAUUAGGACUGGGUUUUCAAUGACUAUGUAUUCUUGGAACACACAGGAAGAAAACAAAACUUCUUGACUCAGCAUAGUUUUUACUCUUGAGUCACUGGCUCCCCCAGCCGCCGCCACUACCCCUCCUAGUCACCAUGGCAACGUGAUAGGAUUCUAUGUGCAACCCUGCAUGAAUUUCACAGCAUUUUUGUAGAUAGUCCUUCCACAUUCCUUCUGAUACUGGUUCAUUCCGAAGGUUAUGAGGAAGUUAAAUUUCCUGAGGUCAGCGACAUGGGAAACUGGAGUGACGCUCAUUGCCAUUGGGGUUGAGGAUGGUUUUGCUGACAGCAAGGUUUUCUAGUUCUUGUGGAGAGACAGCUUUGUCUUGCUUAUUCCACUGAAGGAUGCCUUGGUGAUCUCAACAGUCCAUUGUUUUUCUGCUGAGCGAGAAGUUUAUAAGAAACAAUGGUGUGUAUGGAAGGGCACAUUUAUGCCAUUCAGUUGCAUUAAUUCAGAAUAACUGCUUCCUUCACUUGUUACUUAUUUUAUAAAAUAAAAUGGGAUGCAAUUUCAAUACAGCAAUUAACAUACAACAGUAAAAACAACAACACACAGUUCAGAUUAAAUCAACAAUUCAAGAUUAUUGCAGUAGUCAAACUACAACAAUCAUCACCCCAGGACAUACUGGUUGGGGCAGCUGGGAGUUCGAAUCCAACAGAACUGGGUCACAGACUCCACCAUCUGGAACUCUCUGCAUCUAGUGGACAUGAGUUCGAUGCCCAGUUGUAUGGAAAUAAGAAGCAGACCCUUUCCUGAAGAUUGCACCACCCCAGAAGAUUCAUACGAGUGAUAAUGUUCUGUGAGAGGUCCUGGGCCCAGGCUAUUUAGGAUUUUAUAACUUCCGUCCUAUGCAUUGUUACUACAUUGAGCACAGUGAGUCUUACUCCUCAGUAAAUGUGUAUUGGAUUGGGUCACAUGGGCAGUACCAUAAGCUAAGCCCAGAAACCUACUAGCAAUCAGUGGCGCCCCUUCAGAGGGGAAUAAAAUAUUCCAUACUAUGGCUAACUCCAACCAAUCGCUGGGCAACUGUGUUCAAGGGUAGAACCAUGCAGAGCUCACUGUAGUAAUCAAACCAGAAAGUUGCUACCCUGUGAAGAGUGGGCAGCAGGGACACUUGUCCACCAGGAGAGGGCACAGUUGGCAUACCAUCUGAAGCUGGCAAAAAGGACCCAAUCCAACUAUAAAAUUGAACCUGAUCCUUAAGG
This is a messenger RNA of Podarcis lilfordi (Lilford's wall lizard), 30168 nucleotides long. NCBI's taxonomy places the organism in Eukaryota, Metazoa, Chordata, Lepidosauria, Squamata, Lacertidae. The record is from the annotation of a GenBank genome assembly.